AGUAUCAUCCUACUUUAUUACUUAGCUUCUAUUAUAGCACAUCUGUUAUGAUGCUAUGGUGCAGCUCCUGGCUAGUAACUCACUUUUAAACUUUCUACAAGAAGCAAACAUACCAUCUUAAUUUCACGUAUGGCUAAAUUAACAGCACAAUACAAGGAGUAUCAGACAACAUUUAACCUUGUUAAAUGUUCCUGUUUUAAUCAUUCAAAUAUAAGCAAAGCUAACAAACUAGCCGGGGUUAGCACAGUUAGCCUGGUGAGCCAGUCCUUUAGUUAGCACCACAGUCUGCUCAGUAGCAACUUGAGAACAACAUCGUGCUUCUGAAGUGCAUUUGGAAAAGACAAGCCCGGCAAAGAGCACAUUUAUCCGCCAUUUUUACAAGGCGCUGAUGUUUUCUUAACCCACCCUGUGUCGGUGUAUCUUGGCACGGGAAUGAAACGGAAGUUACUUUAGCAAAGUAACGUUAGCGAGCUGGAUGCUAACGUUAGCACACAAACCUGUCCACCAGCAGAGCAUUGGGAGUUCAGACUUGCAGGUUGGAAUGGGAGCUAUAGAUUGGAGGGAGUUUGGAGCUCCUCCCUGACAGAUCUGUAUGGACAAAAGCUUUGUCCCUUUGGGUGUCAGGCCUGUUACGUUGACAUCAGCAGUGCAGCAAACUAAGAAGAACUUUCAAUCUUCUGACUAAGAAGACUAAGAAAUCCAGGAUGCCAUUUCUGCCCCAACGUCAGCAGACAGCUCAAUGGAGCACACGCUGCUACCUGGCAUGUUUAUUCAUCAUGAUCACCCACUCUGGACCAGUUACUCCGCUUACUGCCCCUCCGGUGACAACAGGCCUCCGCUCUGCUUUCUCUGCCACACAAACCAACAGUGUAGUAGGAGGCAAGCAGAGGGCAGUGACCUUCAACAGGCUCAUGGUUAACAUCGGAGGGGAUUUCAAUCCAGACACUGGUCACUUUCGCUGCCGUAUCCCCGGGGCUUACUAUUUCUCCUUCUCAGUGGGGAAGUUUCCAAAGAAAAUGCUUUCUGUCAUCCUGGUGAAGAAUGGGGAGGAAGUGCAGGCUAUGGCCUAUGAUGACUACCGCAAGAAAGGAAGGAAAGUUCAAAGCCAAAGUGUGAUGAUCACUUUGAAGGAAAUGGACACAGUGUGGCUGCUUUUACAGCAGAGUCCUCAGUAUGCUUUGUACAGCAAUGCUGGUCCUUACAUCACCUUCUCUGGCUACCUCAUCUAUCCUGACAACUCCCCAACCAGCUACAUCAGCAACCACCUGGCCCCACCAGGGCUGUCCUACCCAAACUGCCCCCCUCAGGCUGAUCCCCAGGCCAGAGGUCAGGCAUCAGAGCAGCCACGGUCUGCCUUCUCUGUGGCACGGACAUCCACACUCAUGGGUCAGAGUAGCAGGCAGCAGGACAAGCCAGCUCUGAACUUUGAUGUGGAGUAUGUCAACAUUGGCGGCCACUUCAACAAAACCUCAGGCCUGUUCACCUGCCACUUCCCGGGGGCAUACUUCUUUGCCUUCACUGUGGGGAAACACCCUCGUAAGGCUGUUUCUGUGAAGCUGAUGACCGGAAAGGGCGAGGUGCAGGCGAUGGUGUUUGAUGAAGACACAUCGAAGAGACGGGAGAUGCAGAGUCAGAGUCUGCUGCUGACUCUCCGUCAGGGUGACAGUGUUUGGCUGUACAGUCAGCAGGAUGAGCGUUAUGCUGUCUACAGCAACCAGGGAAGGUACACCACCUUUUCUGGCUUCCUAAUUUAUCCUGAAGAAGUACCGCUUACAUCCCCAAACAACCAGGACAGAACUCACUUCUAAAUGUCUUCAAAAAAAAAAAAAGGAAAAAAAAGAGAGAAGAUAGCAGAAAGAACUCAAAAUUUGUUUAUGCAGAAAAUCUGUAGGUUAUUUACAUGAAGAAGAUAAAAACUUGAAUCAGUGGUCAGUAUAGAGUAAGUACAUUUACUGCUUUGUUUCUUUGCAUAUUACAUUUUUUUUAAGUAAAUAAUGUAAUUGCAGGCGUAAUAUUUCUUGCCAGAUUACUCCACAAGAUGGUGCCACAUUACAAUUAUGGACACUAACUAGCAUGCAAGAGAGUUUAUUUUUGUUCUUUAAGUGCAAUUAGCCGUGAAACAAAAAGAAUAUUCUGAUUCUGUAGUAAAACACACACACACACACACACACACACACACACACACACACACACACACACACACACACA
Molecule: messenger RNA, 2208 nt
Organism: Seriola aureovittata
Lineage: Eukaryota; Metazoa; Chordata; Actinopteri; Carangiformes; Carangidae
Gene: c1qtnf13
Product: C1q and TNF related 13
Exons: 3
Coding region: 705-1808 (367 amino acids)
Molecular function (GO): protein binding
Source: RefSeq, a predicted model, not a curated record